Messenger RNA from Ceratitis capitata (Mediterranean fruit fly), 1086 nucleotides. Its product is annotated as trehalose-phosphate phosphatase B. Gene Ontology annotation, molecular function: trehalose-phosphatase activity. Lineage: Eukaryota; Metazoa; Arthropoda; Insecta; Diptera; Tephritidae. The transcript has 4 exons. The record is from RefSeq and is a predicted model, not a curated record. The coding region runs from base 185 to 1009 and encodes 274 amino acids. Gene Ontology annotation, biological process: trehalose biosynthetic process.
AUCGCAUCAUAUUGUGUCAGUAGUAUUAAAACGGCCGGUGGGCAUCCAGCAAUUUUCCGCUUAAAUAAAAUUUAAAAAAACCAAGAAAUUCCGUAACAUUUCUAUUGCGCUGCUUUAGAGUGUGAAAGUGAAAGUGUAGUUGUAGUUAAAAAUAUAUAUUUUUGAAAAAAUAGAAAAUUCAAAAAUGGCUGAACAAAAGAAGGCUCCACUGUUAAGGAAAGAAGAAGAUUACGUGAAAGCGUUGGAGGGUUUCUUUACAAAAGAAGAUCAGGUUGCCUUACUACUCGACUACGAUGGCACAUUGGCUCCGCUCAGCGAAGAACUCUCUGCCAUGCCAAAAGAUACUGAGAUCAAUAUCAAAAAAUUGGCUGCCAACGACAAAGUCUUUAUGGUUGUCUUCUCCGGUCGCGAUUUGGCUGAGAUCAAGAAUCAUUUGAAAUUCCCCAAUGUUACCUAUGCUGGCAACCAUGGUUUGGAAGUUGAAUAUCCAUCGGGCAAGAAAUUCAAGAUCGAAAUGCCAGAGGAACUUUUGAAGAAACAUCAAGAACUUGUUACGGAACUGAAGGAAAAGGUCGUCUUACACGGUGCUUGGGUUGAAGACAAAAAAAUCUCCGUCACCUACCACUACAAGGGUGUCAAUGACAAAUUGAAGGCUAAACUUAUUGAAACCGCUAAAGGUCUGAUUCAAGGCCAUGGCUUCCAGCUGAUCGAAACACCAUACGCUUUGGAGGGCAAGCCACGUGUUAACUGGGACAAGGGUGAGGGCGCCAAAAUGAUUUUGGAGAAACACUUCGAUGCCGAUUGGGCAACGAAACUGAAGAUCAUCUACUGCGGUGAUGACACCACCGAUGAGGAUGCCAUCAAAGUGCUCCACGGUACGGGUAAAACUUUCCGCGUCUCUGAGCUGCCAACAUUGAAGACUUAUGCCAACUACCAAAUCAAGACCGUCGAAGAAGUCGGCUGGCUACUGAAAGCCAUUCAAUCGGUCUAUGAAGUCAAGAAGAAGUAAGAAAGUUUGUUUGUAUGUGUGGUAAAUUGUAAAAAUUCCAUAUUAAAAAUGAGUUAACAACAGACGAUAAAUACUUA